AUGGCCCCCCAACUUGGCGCCACCUUCGUCCCUGGCAGCGACGAUGAUUACUUUAUGCCAGAGGUCGUGGCUCCGUCCCCUCAGCGGGUGACCCCUCAGGUGCCGCAGAACAUGCAGGAGGACCUGCAGCGCAUGGAGCUCGAAGCCCGUGAAAUUGAGCCGAGAAGCCACGACGCAGGAUCCUACAAUAGAGCCCGCGAGCCCUCUCUGUCGACCUACACCGGCCAGAACUCGCCCGGCAAACCCUUAACCAACGCCGCCCAGCCCGACAACAGAGCCUACGGCCAGAACAGCGGCGGUCGGACACGGCAGCCCGACACCAUGGACGACGACGCCCCGUCAUUCUCGCCCUUCCCCAAGGUGGUCGGCGACAACGUGCCACCGGCGGACGAGGAGAAGGAGAAAAUACUGUGGAAGGCCCGAAACCAUGUCUUGCACUCGCAGAAUGUCAACAUGCAAAUCACCUGGGCUCGCGAUGUGCUCAACUGGGCCGAGAUUUCCAUGGACGCCGCUGCCAGAGAGGCAGCUGAGAGCGGCAAUCGCCCCCCAACUCCGCGCAAGGAGCAUGAACUGCGCAACGACGCCGUCAAUAUUAUCCGAUACCUGGCCGAGCAGGAGCACCCAGAUGCCCUUUACAUUCGCGCCAAAUGGCUUGAGUUUGGCAAGUUUGGGGAUCGUGUCGACAAGCGCGAAGCCUACGCGGGGUACAAGAAGGCGAGCGAUCUCGGCAACACGCGGUCAGUAUACAGGAUGGGCAUGCUGUUCGAGCAGUCCAAUGACAUGUCCAAAGCAAAGGAGUACUAUUACAAGGGCCUUAGCUUGAAGGACUCGGCCGCCCUUUACCGCAUGGGCAUGAUGAGUCUGCUUGGCCAGCAUGGCGAGACAAAGGAUUAUCAGGGGGGAUUGGAGCGCAUCCGAAACGCGGCCGACUGUGCAGACGAAGAUGCGCCCCAGGGAGCAUACGUGUACGGCAUGCUUAUCGGACGAGACCUGCCUGACAUUACCAUACCCGAAGGACUAUUGCCUUACGCCGUCGAGACGGCAAAGAUGUAUGUCGAAAAGGCGGCGUAUCUUGGCUUUGCCAAGGCUCAGCUCAAAAUGGGUCAGGCAUAUGAGUUAUGUCAGCUGGGGUGCGACUUUAAUCCGUCCUACUCUUUACACUACUACGGAUUGGCCGCCAAGCAAGGAAUCCCAGAGGCUGCUCUUGGUGUCAGCCGAUGGUUCCUCUUUGGUUAUGAGGGCGUCUUCAAGAAGAAUGAAGAGCUGGCCUUCAAAUAUGCCCACGAGGCGGCGUCUGCGAAGCUACCCACUGGCGAGUUCGCCAUGGGCUACUACCACGAAAUCGGUAUCCACGUUAGCAAGGACGUUGUCGAAGCCCAGAAAUGGUAUCAACUCGCGGCCGAUCAUGGGAACAAGGAUGCCGUUGGUCGACUAGAGUCCCUCAGCCAGGAUAAGAGUCUUUCAAAAGCAGAUCACGAGACCACAACAUUAACACGAAUCAAAUCACAGCACGGUUCAAUGAGAGGCAAGCGUCCCGAACGAUUCAAGCAAGCAAACCCAAUGCCCACGGUUAGCGAGGGCGCCGAUGGCGGUCCACCACCGCUGCCCAAACUUGUCACGUCAGUUGGCUCUUCCCGACCCUCGCCCGUGCCUUCACCCGGCAUGCGUCCUACGAUUGUGGAAAAUAAUAACUUUGCUGAGCCAUCCAGAGCGUCGUUCGUUGAUAGCUCUGAUCGACAGCCAGCCUUUAAUAUCCGCGUGGAUUCCAACGCCCCACCUAUGCGCUCUCAGUCUGCCGCGCCUUAUCCCGUAGAUGAUCGGGCACAGCCGAUGAACGCCCGCCCUGGUGGAGGAGCGCCAUAUCCAGACGACGAUGGUCGACCAAACCCGGGCCGCUAUAAUAACUACCCCCCUAAUCAAGGCCCCGCGGCCGACCGACCAAGCAGCGCAUUCGGUAUCAGGCCAUCGACAGGUGGCGGCCCUGGUGGUCCCGGCCCAAGGCCGAUGCCAGGCUCACAGUCGGCUGGCAACUUGUACCCAUCUAACCAGCCUCCUCUUGGAGCUGGCCGUGGCAGAGGUGGACCCGGGCCUGGCCCGGGCCCAGGCCCGGGACGCCCAUACGGAGGAGACAGCCGUCCCGGAAGCGCCCACUCGAAUGGACGAGGUCAGCCGCCUCAAGGAUACGGUGGACCGCCGCCAGGUCAAUACGGUCCUCGGACGUCAUCACGGCCAGGGCCGGAUGGAUAUGCCGAUCCUCAUAACAGCGGCCCUGGCGGUCCCGGCGGCCCCGGAGGGCACUACCCAGAGAGAGUGGGUUCUCUCCCCCCACAAGCUGGAGGACACCCAGGAAGAGUGAAUACCGGAGGUCCCGCAGGUCCCCAAGGCUUUGGAAACGGGCCGCGGCCAGGUCCCGGUAUGCCAAGUCCUGGCAUGCCCAGUCCCGGUAUGCCGGGUCCUGGUAGAGCCGGCACUGCUCCUCCAGGACAAGGUCCUCCACGUCCUGAUGUUCACAGCCCAAGUCCUGUACCAAGCGCGGCUUCAGCACCGAGCAAGCCUAGUAAAGCACCGAGCAAACAAGGCCCCGCAACGUUCGAAGAUAUGGGUAUCCCACAGGGCAAACAGGAUGGUGAUUGCGUUGUCAUGUAA
This is a messenger RNA of Trichoderma asperellum CBS 433.97, 2646 nucleotides long. RefSeq lists its product as uncharacterized. The record is from RefSeq and is a predicted model, not a curated record. Lineage: Eukaryota; Fungi; Ascomycota; Sordariomycetes; Hypocreales; Hypocreaceae. Gene Ontology annotation, molecular function: protein binding.